Scylla paramamosain (green mud crab) is the source of this 1288-nucleotide messenger RNA. RefSeq lists its product as uncharacterized. Lineage: Eukaryota; Metazoa; Arthropoda; Malacostraca; Decapoda; Portunidae. Bases 1 to 1173 code for a protein of 390 amino acids. The transcript is spliced from 2 exons. The record is from RefSeq and is a predicted model, not a curated record.
AUGGAGGGUGCACGAAAGAAAGCUGUGAUUGCUUAUGCAGCAAUACAAGCAGUGAAGAAGAAGAGAAACCGUCGUCAGCUUUGGGUUCACCCUAUAAACAACAACAGAUUGUUGCAGGGCGAGUUUUAUACCCUUUAUGAAGAAUUAAAAGCGGACCAUGGCAAAUUCUUCAAUUACUUUAGGAUGUCAUACCCAACCUUUGAGGAACUUGUGGCAAGGGUUACGGAUGAUAUUAAACUGCAGGACACAAACAUGAGGCCAUCUAUUCCACCUGAAGAAGCAGUGGCUUUAAGCAUCAGGUAUCUUGCCUCUGGUUGCAGCCUGACGGAUCUCCACUACAGGUACAGAAUUGGUAUAUCUACAGCCUGCAAAGUUGUAAGAAGAGUGUGUUGUGCAAUAUGGGACAUGAUGAAGGUGGAGUGUUUUCCCCAACUCGAUGAAGAGGAGUGGCUGAAAAUUGCAGCAGGGUUUGAGAAACAUGCUCAUUUCCCUCACUGCAUUGGUGCAGUAGAUGGGAAGCAUGUUCGGAUUAUUAGACCUGAGCAUAGUGGUUCAAUGUUUUUCAAUUACAAAACCUAUUUUUCCAUUGUUAUUUUGGCUGUGGCUGAUGCUAAUUAUUGCUUUAGGUAUGUUGACAUAGGAUCUUAUGGCAAACAUGCAGAUUCAACCAUCUUUCAAGAAUCAAAUUUAUUUAGGCAGAUUCAGCAAAAUGUAAUGAAACUCCCACAGCCUCAACUUUUGUCAGGCUGGAAUGAGGUGCUGUCUUAUGCUUUUGUUGGGGAUGAGGCUUUUGGAUUAUCUGUGAAUUUGCUUCGCCCAUACAGCGGCCACAACUUGACAAAUGACAAGAAAGUGUUUAAUUAUAGACUCUCACGUGCAAGGAGGUAUGUCGAAUGUGCGUUUGGAAUACUUUCAAAUAAAUGGAGAAUUUUCCACAGGCCCCUGAAUGUGAAUGUUGACUUUGCUAUUGAUAUUGUCAAGGCAUGUUGUGUCUUACAUAAUUUCGUCAGGCAGAGAGAAAAAGUAAAUUUUGCAGAUAUUUUAGAAGUCAAUGGAUUUGAAGAUGUAGAUCAUGCAGUGCAGGUAUGGCAGGGAGGUAGGUAUGCAAAAGAAAACAGGGACAAAUUCUGCACCUACUUCAACAGUGAGGCCGGAAAACUACCAUGGCAGUAAUAAGACAAUAUAAGAAAUUGGUAAUAACAUGCAUGAUAAAUGUGAAAAAAAAACUUUCAUUACUAUUGCAUUUAUGUUAUAAAUGUACAAAACGAAAAUAAAAUUACUGACCAAU